Molecule: messenger RNA, 1500 nt
Organism: Vicia villosa (hairy vetch)
Lineage: Eukaryota; Viridiplantae; Streptophyta; Magnoliopsida; Fabales; Fabaceae
Exons: 2
Coding region: 1-1500 (499 amino acids)
Source: RefSeq, a predicted model, not a curated record
AUGGCAACUAAUCCUCCAAAUAGUUCUACUCAACCAUCAUCAUUCCAUAUUCCAUCUGUGGCUUCUUCGGCUGCUAAGAUACACAAACCAGUCGGUGGUGAAGUCCAUGAAGAUGAUGAUGAGGCUUCACGACUGCCAGAGAUAUCUAGGAUCCGAAGUGGGAAAAGGCCGGCUGAAGAAGGGAGUAUGCCAACUGCCAAGAAGAAUACGAAAGGGCCGUUGGAUAUAAUUUACUAUAGGAAACCGGAGGAAAAAUUGAAAAAAGGAAAGCAACCAAGUUUGAAUGAUGCUUGUGAUAAGAAGGCAAGAGCGAGUUGUUGUCAAUACAUAGCCCGUUUCUUUUAUCGGAAUGGAAUUGCUUUCAAUGUUGCAAAAUCAAAGAGUUUCAAAUUGAUGGUUGAAGCAAUUGGUAUGUAUGGUGCACAUUUGAAGCCUCCAAGCUACCAUGAGUUGCGAGUUCCUUUGCUUCAAGAUGAGUUGAGACUUACACAUGAGAUGUUGAGUACUAAUAAGAAAGAACAAGAAAAGUAUGGCUGUUCCAUAAUGUCUGAUGGUUGGACCGAUACAAAGGGAAGAACAUUGAUAAACUUUUUGGUUAAUUCUCCUGCAGGAACAAUGUUUGUUAAAAGUGUUGAUGCUUCUGCCGACAUGAAAACUGGACAAAAGUUGUUUCAACUUUUGAAUAGCUUUGUUGAAGAGAUUGGUGAAAGUAAUGUUGUGCAGUUAGUUACUGAUAAUGGAAGCAAUUAUGUCUUGGCUGGUAGACAUAUUCAAGUAUCAAGACCAAAAAUAUUUUGGACUCCAUGUGCUGCUCAUUGUCUAGACUUGAUGCUAGAAGACAUCGGAAAAAUUCCUAAAGUCAAGAAGGUUAUACAAAAAGGAAUGACACUCGUGGGCUUCAUUUACAACCAUUCUUUGGUUUUAAAUUUAAUGAGGGAGAAGUUAGAAAGUGAGUUGGUUAGAAGUGGAGUCACAAGGUUUGCCACAAACUUUCUUACUUUGCACAAAUUGCACAUUCUAAAGGCAAAAAUUAGAACCAUGUUCACUUCUGAAGAAUGGUUGAACUUGAAUGCAAGUAAGGAGGUGAAAGGAAAGAAGGCGACUGCUAUUGUACUUCAAGUAUCAUUUUGGGAGGAUAUUGUGUACACUCUUAAAGCUAUGGGACCUCUUGUAAAAGUGCUUAGGCUUGUUGAUAAUGAAAAAAGGCCGACAAUGGGUAGCAUCUAUCAUGCAAUGUUGGAAGCCAAAGAGUUUAUUCAAAGAAACUUCAACAACAAUGAAAACAAGUACAAAGACAUCAUUGAUAUUGUUGAUAGAAGAUGGAGUAUUCAACUUCAUCAUCCGUUACACGCAGCUGGGUAUUAUCUUAAUCGGAAGUACUUUUAUACCAAUCCAAUGAUUGAGAAUGAUGCUACGUUGUUGGAUGGCCUUUAUGCAUGCAUUAACAAGCUUUCUGCAAAUGCUAAAGUUGUUGAUGCCAUCCAUGGAGACUUGGCGUAA